Molecule: messenger RNA, 1524 nt
Organism: Cuscuta epithymum
Lineage: Eukaryota; Viridiplantae; Streptophyta; Magnoliopsida; Solanales; Convolvulaceae
Source: the annotation of a GenBank genome assembly
GUUUCGUCCAUUCUCCAGGAAUGACGGGCUGGGCAUAUCUCUCAGUCAAAAUAGGAGUUGAGUACGUCAGUGUUAUAUACGGAGUACUACUAGGACUAGGUAGGUAGUGUUCGGGUCGGAUUGGUGAUACUCCGUAUAUAAGGAUUUGGUUCAGAUUAUCUCAUCCUGAUUCCUCCAUUCCUUCGUAUAGCGAGGUAAAAUCGGACAGAAUCGAUCAAUGGAAACAGUUUUUGAUUUGUUGAAUUGGGCACUAGAGAAGUUGAAACAAAAGAUAAUGGGUAUUAGUCACGAUGCGGCCAGGGAAAUUGUAGACGAGCAGUAUUAUACUCCGCCGACCAGUCCCCGGCGGCCGCGGCGGCGGCGGAAAGAAUUGUAUCGUUAUGAACAACACCCCAGGCUAUUACUUCGAGAACACGAUGAUUCUAGGAAAGGCGUGCUGUACAGCAUCUCGGAAAACCGUUCCUACAAGGCCGAUCUAUCAGCAUUCCUGAAAGACAAAUACCUCAUGGACACCAACGGCGGCGGGGGAGGAUGGUUGCUGGUACACGAUUUGAAGAACAGCAAACACGUCUUCCUUCUCAACGUCUAUUCGCUCCAUAAGGUGCAACUUCCCAAAUUCGAUUUACUCAUUGAUUUCGCCUGCCUUUCAUUAUCAUCACCAUCAUCCACUUCUACUCCCGGCACCGUCUUUGUCGCGGUCUAUAACAUAGAGUCGUCCACAGUUGGGAUUUGCAAUGUGGGUGACAACAACAGUUUUGUGGAAGGAAGGUUAGCCGAUCCGGAAGCGGGGCUAGUCCCGUUUGUGAGCAUCGGCGGAAAACUGUAUGGCCUAAGGCUUUCCAAACUCGAUUUGGUACGAGUUGUGGUUGCAGAGGGAAUUGCGAGGCUUGAAUUGGAAAGUCAAAUUCCCCUUCCCCUUCGCUUAACGUGCGGACGAAAUGGUUAUAUAAGCUGUCAAGGCUUCCUUGCAGCAGAGAGUUGUGGCGGCCGCAGCGUCAUUAUUGUGGUGAUCAAAGUUCGUCGUGGGCACGGAAGCAGAAGCUCGGGGCCUCCGUCUCCCGUGGAGUGUUUCAGGGUUUUUACAUUUGAUUUCUACACCAGAAAAUGGGCAGAGCUGGAUAGCCUUCGUGGGCGUACGCUUCUCUUGGGCUGCCUUUCCUCCCUCCACAUAUGCCGCGAUGUCCCCAAUCUCAGAAGAAACUGCAUUUACUUUGUUGAAUAUAGAGAUAAGAAUCUCUACGUCUUUGAUAUGGAAGAUAAACUCAUCACUACCCAUCUCCCUUACUCUGGGGAUGACAUCCAAACCAACCUCCCAACUUGGCUUUUCUAAUCUGCUAUAAAUGAUUCAUUGUGUAUGUUUAAUGUUAUCCUUAUUCUUUUAUUCUUUCUUUAUAAACAUGUUUCUUUUCUAAAAUCUUUACUUGAUGUGAACUCUGAAACAAUGCAACGGUUGUAGGUUGCUUUAUUCUUUUCCAUUACUAGUAUGUUUAACACAGCUUAAAGUUAGCUUUUAUUGUCCUGUUU